Molecule: messenger RNA, 1461 nt
Organism: Homarus americanus (American lobster)
Lineage: Eukaryota; Metazoa; Arthropoda; Malacostraca; Decapoda; Nephropidae
Exons: 3
Coding region: 1-642 (213 amino acids)
Source: RefSeq, a predicted model, not a curated record
AUGGUGGAGAAGGUAUAUGUGGCUGAAUCAAUAUCGGAGUGUCAUCUGGGUGUUGUGAAUGUCACUACUAGGCUAGCGUGUGCGAACCGUUGCCUCCAGACACAGCAAUGUACUCUAUUCUGCCUCAAAAGUGAUGGUUGUCAUCUGUCCAACGCGAGGGUGGCGUUGCACUACACCCCUCAGGGAACAUCAACUCAGUGCUACUCAAGCUGGAUCAGUAACAGGGACGCAGCCAGCAACGCCUCCAUCACUUCCAUUGGCGACUAUAAUGCUAAGCUUCUCGAGACUCAUGCAACAAUUGGCUUUUACUGCUAUGGUGAAAGACUAUGCUUCAGCUCCAUACGAACCUACAGGCCAUGGUGGGCUGCUAAACUGGGCACUCGCCGUCGGGUCACAUCCGUCAGGAUUCAGAUACGGAGGGCUGCAAUAUCAUACUUCGAGGAUGUUGAAAUUCGUGUGGGAGAUGAUGAAAAUAACAUAAACAACAACCAGCUGCUGGGGUUCUACAGUGGCACAGCAUCCAACGGCGAGGUGGUGACCUUCACAGCCAACCCUUACGUCCUAGGCUCCAUCGUCUAUAUCCAGUCCUUGGACAAUGACUACUACAUGCAACUUUGUGACGUUCAGAUAUUGUACAUCUAAGUGUAUGAGCUAAGGAAGUUUAAGCGACAUGUUUGAUAUCUAAACAUAAACUGGGGAAGCUCCUAUAAGAUAUGUACUGAUGUGUAUGUUAUGCCCAGUUCGUGAACGGGACAGUUCAUUUUGCUCAGUUUGCAUAAUGGGCUCCUGACCUAACCUAAACAAACCAGACUAACCCAACCUAACCUAUGGUUGGUUUAUGUUAGAUUGGGUUAGGUUAGUUUAGGUAAUUUUGCCUAGAUCGUAAAGUUGGCUCCUAAUUUAGCCAAGAUUAGAUUAGGUUAGAUUGGCUGAGUGUGAGUUGGAUUAAGUAUAGGUAAGGUUAAGUUGAGUUGAGUUAAGUUGGGUUGGGUUUAGUCAGGUUAGAUUGAGUUGGGUUUAGGUUGUGGGUUGGGUUGGUUUAGUUAGGUUAUGAGCCCAUUUCACGAACGGGGCAAAAUGAUUGCCUUGUCCCUGAACUAGGCAAUUUCACAUUUACCAUCUGUACAGUACACAGGAAGUGGGGAGCUUAAGUGGAGAAGUUCAAUUAGUUAUUUUAAUUUGUAGAAGACGUGUAAAAGGAAAUGAAAUUAUUCUCACACACAAUUAUAGAGACUGGACUUGCUGAAGCGAUCCAAAGGCCCGAAAAUAUACGGGCAAUCCCGCGUGCAACUCACUCACCCCACCCACAACACACACCUGAUGUUCCACGUAUGCAAGAAACCCACUCAUUCUAAUUCCCUACUUUUCUGUAAAUGAUGAAUCCGUGCAACUUUUAUAUCUUCUAUAUUCUUAAGAGCUUAUAGAAUUUAUGAUCCUUCUGAGCUGUCAUCUGAAACUGAU